Messenger RNA from Morus notabilis, 1455 nucleotides. Its product is annotated as vacuolar-processing enzyme alpha-isozyme. Gene Ontology annotation, molecular function: cysteine-type endopeptidase activity. The record is from RefSeq and is a predicted model, not a curated record. Bases 1 to 1455 code for a protein of 484 amino acids. Gene Ontology annotation, biological process: vacuolar protein processing. The transcript is spliced from 9 exons. Lineage: Eukaryota; Viridiplantae; Streptophyta; Magnoliopsida; Rosales; Moraceae.
AUGCCUAGUAGUUACGGUGGUGGUCGAUGUGGCGGUUCAAUAAAAUUAGCAGCUCUUAAAAGCUGUCUGAUUAUUAGUAUUUGGUGGCUCAGCAGUAUAAGUAGGGCAAAUGCAUCAUCAAAACUGGGCUUUGCAGAUUUCAUUGGUGGCCAAAGAGCCGCUGCCACUCUCAGUAGUAAUGGCGGGACGAGAUGGGCAGUUCUUGUUGCUGGAUCAUCUGGAUGGAUGAACUAUAGGCAUCAGGCGAAUGUAUGUCAUGCAUAUCAAAUACUAAAAAAAGCAGGACUCAAAGAUGAAAACAUCGUCGUUUUCAUGUACGAUGACAUUGCAUUCAGCGUGAACAAUCCAAUGCCUGGAGUCAUCAUCAACAGGCCGAAAGGAUCAGAUGUUUACAAGGGAGUUCCCAAGGAUUAUACGGGGGAUAAUGCCACUGCAAAUAAUCUUUAUGCUGUAAUCCUUGGAAACAAAACUGCUCUCUCUGGAGGCAGUGGCAAGGUUGUCGAUAGUGGUCCAGAUGAUUUUAUUUUCAUUUACUAUACUGACCAUGGUGGUCCCGGUGUUGUUGAGAUGGCAGCUGGAGAUCCCAUUUACGCCAAUGAUUUGGUAGACGUAUUAAAGAAGAAAAAUUCCGCUAAUUCUUAUAAAAGCAUGGUAUUUUAUCUUGAAGCUUGUGAAUCUGGGAGUAUGUUUGAUGGCCUUCUUCCAAACAAUAUAAAUAUAUAUGCAACGACAUCAACAAACCCCAAGGAGCUUGGUUGGGCAAUAUAUUGUCCAGGGGAUCACGGCAGUAUGUCUAAGGAGUACGAUACUUGUUUGGGAGACCUCUUUAGUGUUUCUUGGAUGGAGGAUUGUGACAAGGAGGACUUACGUGAGGAAACUUUGGAGCAGCAAUAUGAAGUGGUUAGAAAGAGAACAGGAGAAGGUGAUGGGCUCAAUCGAAGUUCUAAUGUCAUGCAAUAUGGUGACACGAGUUUCACUGGGAAUUUGCUCUCUGCUUACAUGGGCAACAACCCUAAAAACUCUAGUACUGCCAUUGAUGAACUUGACUCAUCAACUCCACUAGGCUCAUCCGUGUCUCAGCGCGACGCCGAUCUACUUCAUUUUUGGCACAAGUUCAAUAUGGCUCCUACUGGCUCCAGGGAGAAGCUUGAAGCUGAAGACAAGUUAUUUGCUGAAAUUUCUCACAGGAAGAAAGUAGACCAUAACAUAAAUCAAAUAGGGAAGCUUUUACUCGGAUACGAAAACAAUGCAAAAGUGUUGAAGAAUGUUCGACCUUCGGGACAACCUCUUGUAGAUGACUGGGACUGUCUUAAGAAUCUGGUCAGAACUUAUGAGAGAUAUUGUGGAUCUUUGUCAACAUAUGGAAUGAAAUACACACGGGAUUUUGCCAAUAUGUGUAACGUUGGGGUUAACAACUACCAAAUGGUCGUGGCAACGGUUCACACUUGUUCCUAA